Scomber japonicus (chub mackerel) is the source of this 1054-nucleotide messenger RNA. Its product is annotated as four and a half LIM domains protein 3-like. The transcript has 6 exons. The record is from RefSeq and is a predicted model, not a curated record. Gene Ontology annotation, biological process: actin cytoskeleton organization. Gene Ontology annotation, cellular component: nucleus; Z disc; stress fiber. Bases 148 to 987 code for a protein of 279 amino acids. Lineage: Eukaryota; Metazoa; Chordata; Actinopteri; Scombriformes; Scombridae. Gene Ontology annotation, molecular function: transcription coregulator activity; actin binding.
CCCGUCAGUUUUCAGCCCCGUAGGAGUCCUGGGAGGAUUUAAUUAUCUGUCAUUGAAUACAGCAGAGCGACACAGGAGGACAAACUGCUCAGAUCCUGCAGAGACGAGAGGAAGAGGAGAGAAGAGAGAGGAGGUCAGCCAGACAUCAUGAGUGACCGAUUCGACUGCAAGAACUGCGAUGAGUCCCUCUACGGACGCAAGUACAUCCAGGUGGAGGACAAUCCUCACUGCAUCCCCUGCUACGACCGCUUGUAUGCCAACACGUGCCAGCAAUGUAAAGAAGUUAUAGGACACAAUGCCAAGGAGCUCUUUUACGAGGACAGACACUACCACGAGCACUGCUUCCGCUGUUUCCGCUGCGAGCGCUCUCUGGCAGACGAACCCUUCACCAACCAGGGCGAAGGUCUGGUGUGCAGCGACUGCUACUGCAAUGAAUUUUCUUCCAAGUGUGUGGCCUGCGACAAGAUAGUUAUGCCAGGAUCGAGGAUGUUGGAGUACGGCGGGUCCACGUGGCACGAGGACUGUUUCAUGUGUCACGGCUGCGAGAAGCCGAUCGGUGCUGAGGCCUUCAUCCCAGACAAAAACAACUACUACUGCGUGCCAUGCUACGAGGGCAGGGUUGCUCCUCAGUGUAGCCACUGCAAAAAGGCUCUGACUAAAGGUGGGGUGACCUACAAGGACGAGGUGUGGCACAAGGAGUGUUUUCUCUGCACGGGCUGCAAAGCUCCGCUGGCCGGCCAACCUUUCACCUCGGAGGGCGGAUGCCCGUACUGCGUCAAGUGCUUCAGCAGCCUCUAUGCGAAAAAAUGUGCCGGCUGUAACACGGCCAUCACAGGUUUUGGAGAUGGAAAGUAUGUUUCUUUCGAGGACCGGCAGUGGCACCAGCCAUGCUUCAAGUGCUCACGUUGCUCCGUGUCGCUGGUGGGCUCCGGCUUCUUCCCCGACCGCGACCAGAUCCUGUGUACAGACUGCAACAACGACGAGUGACCGGCACUAACUUACACCUGAAAACACCUGCACCCGACGCAGCAGAAACCAAAAACUUCUAAACCUC